Molecule: messenger RNA, 4298 nt
Organism: Puntigrus tetrazona (Sumatra barb)
Lineage: Eukaryota; Metazoa; Chordata; Actinopteri; Cypriniformes; Cyprinidae
Gene: araf
Product: A-Raf proto-oncogene, serine/threonine kinase
Exons: 16
Coding region: 187-2088 (633 amino acids)
Biological process (GO): signal transduction; protein phosphorylation
Cellular component (GO): cytosol; mitochondrion
Molecular function (GO): protein kinase activity; ATP binding
Source: RefSeq, a predicted model, not a curated record
CGCGAGCUUUCGCUGUUCCGCUUUGCCUGAAAUUCUUUGCUGAUCCGACUUGAGACUGAGAGAAUUCAAGAUGGCUGUCUCAGGCUCCAGAUGAGGGCUUCUUCCUGCUUUGCCCUGGUGUGUAACUUUCUUGCGGCCGACUGAGUGUCAGUGCUGCCAGUCCCUCACUGCCCCUUUGGAGACACCAUGUCCAACACCUCCUCCUGUUCCUCCUCGGGGGAAACCAGCCCGGACGACACACCCCGAGGUGGGGGCACCAUUCGUGUCUACCUCCCCAACAAGCAGCGGACGGUGGUAAAUGUUCGGCCUGGGCAAACUGUCUAUGAUAGUCUAGAUAAAGCCCUGAAAGUCAGAGGCCUAAGCCAGGAUUGCUGUGCAGUCUUUCGCCUUCUUGAAGGCCGGAAGAGACUUACAGAAUGGGACACUGACAUCACACCCCUCGUAGGGGAAGAGCUUCUGGUAGAAGUGCUGGAUGAUGUUCCUCUUACCAUGCACAACUUCGUACGUAAAACAUUCUUUAAAUUAGCUUACUGUGACUUCUGCCACAAGUUCUUGUUCAACGGCUUCAGGUGUCAGACGUGUGGAUAUAAAUUUCACCAGCACUGCAGCAGUAAAGUCCCUACAGUAUGUGUGGAUAUGGACACUGUGACAAAACGGUGUGUUACCAAUACAGAAGACUGCCCUUCGAUAUUGAUAUAUCCAGCCACCAAUUCCAUAUCACAGAGUGACAUUCCCUUAACUUCAGAUUCUCCUGGAGAGGAACUGCUGACUGCCCCAUCAAGCUUCUGUUUGAUCAUGCGAGGAGAGGACGGUCAGUCUCUCCAGAGGCAUCGCUCCACCUCAACCCCCAAUGUCCACAUGGUCAGCACGCUUGAGCCUGGCGCUGCUGGCCUCAUGGAGGAUGCAUUCAAAAUCAGCACAAUGGUGUUGUCCACAGGGCAAGAGUCCUCUCCCAAGCCUUCCACUAGCCCACCCCACCUAGGGUCACCAGGAAGAAGACCCCCCAAAUCCCCUUCAGAGCCCAAGGAACGAAAGCAGUCCUCAUCUGAUGAUAAAAAGAAAGUGCACCGGGGAGGUUACAGAGACUCCAGUUACUACUGGGAGGUGCACUCACGGGAGGUGUCCAUGUUGAAGAGGAUUGGAGCAGGUUCUUUUGGGACUGUCUAUAAAGGCAAGUGGCAUGGAGACGUGGCUAUCAAGAUUCUUAAAGUCACAGAGCCCACACCGGAGCAGCUCCAGGCCUUUAAAAAUGAGAUGCAGGUUUUACGAAAAACACGCCAUGUCAACAUUCUGCUGUUCAUGGGCUUCAUGACGAAGCCUAAUUUUGCCAUUAUCACGCAGUGGUGUGAAGGCAGCAGCCUCUAUCGCCACCUGCAUGUUACCGAGACCAAGUUUGACGCCAUGCGCCGUAUUGAUGUUGCUCGCCAGACUGCACAGGGCAUGGAUUAUCUUCAUGCCAAGAAUAUCAUUCAUCGGGACUUGAAAUCUAAUAAUAUCUUUCUGCACGAAGGCUGGACAGUAAAGAUCGGUGACUUUGGGCUGGCCACAGUAAAAUCUCGCUGGAGUGGCUCUCAGCAGGUCGAACAGCCCAGUGGCUCCAUCCUGUGGAUGGCCCCUGAGGUGAUCAGAAUGCAAGACACUAACCCAUAUACCUUCCAGUCAGAUGUAUAUGGAUAUGGAGUGGUGCUCUAUGAAUUGAUGUCUGGGACUUUGCCUUAUUCGAAUAUCAACAACCGCGAUCAGAUUAUUUUCAUGGUGGGUCGUGGCUACUUGUCUCCAGACCUCACUAAAUUAUACAGUAACUGCCCUAAAUUGCUGAAGAGGCUCAUCAUCGACUGUCUGAAAUUCAAACGCGAUGAACGGCCCCUCUUCCCACAGAUCUUGGUGGACAUUGAGCAGGUCCAGUAUCUGUUGCCAAAAAUUGAGCGGAGUGCCUCUGAGCCCUCUUUACACCGUGCUGUACACGCCGAGGACCUGAAUCCGCUUCUCCUUCACACCACACACCUCUUGCCUCUUCCAAAUGCCGUGCAGCAUCAUUCCCAGCAUGGAGUUCCUCAGAGUUCCUCUCAUUAUUCCACACAUUCCUGAGAGCACCCUAAGUACUUCGUCAGUCACACGUAUAGUCAGACACAUUACAUUUAUCUACUUGUUCAUGCUUCCUCCCUUCUCUUUUCCAUUCUAGCUGCCUGUAGAGAAUGUCAGAUUCUUUCUGGACCAGUUGCUUUAUAAAACAGAAGCAGAGAAUAAACCGUGCUCUCUUACUACACUUAAUGGAUUUCGAAAUCCAAGCAUCAUAUCAGCAAUGUAUCGGCACAAUCUUAAUGACCUCCUUUUUGAGGUAUAUUUCAAAAUGUGUUAUGGUUGCUUACGUUACCUUUUUUACUUUUAAGAUUAAAGUAGCGUUUUACUUUAGAACAAGCAAACUAGCAUGGAGAUUUUCUUUUUUUCCUCUCUGUUCUUCUGGCUUAAAAAACAUUAGCCAAUGACAGCACAACGUUGAUGGCUCUUCAUCUGCAUCAGUCACAGAGACUCUUCUUCCAGACCGAUUCGCAGUCAGUUUAUCAUCAUGAACAUGACCAUGCACCCAUUACAGUUGUUUUUCAGUUGUCAUCUUUUUUUUAAAAUUCCGUUUUAAUUCCGUUUUUGUGGAAAAUACCGGUGUCAGAUUUGGUUAGACAUACACAUAACUUGUCCCCUUAAUAAUUGUGCUGUGCUUUUUGUGAUAUUUAUAAAAACCCAUGACUGAUUUGGCUCUAGCUUUGCACUUCCUCUGUACGCUGGUGAGCUUUAAAUUGUAGAAAAGUGAAAUUCAAGAAAAAGACACAAAGCAGUAGUGCACUUCCUGAAGUGAUGGGGAAGAAAUAAUAUACACUUCUUUUGUUGCUUUGAAAUCGGUGCAUUUGCUUUCUGGAAGUAAAAUUACUAAACUAAACUGGCCCAUGAAGACCAUAAGCAAGACUUGUGAACAAGUACUGACACUUCAUGCUAAGUUCACAAGUUCAACUAUUAACUGUGUGUGCGUGUGGUGGUGUUAAGCGGUCGCCAUUGCUGCUCGUGCUGUUGAACGUUAAGAGUUUUUUUUUUUUUUAAUCCUGGUCCAGGGUUCAUGGAAUCAUGUGUGUUACAUAAUGGAGACCUCCAAAAUGCACAAAGCAGGGAAUCAGCAGGACAAAAUUAAGAACACUGCUGAAGAGAUUUUAAUAACGGUUCUACAUUCAGAUAUGGUUGAGAGAGUUUUGGACGGUGUUGAUUGGAUUUGCAUCUUGGAACUUAAGUGUCAUUUUUGAGUGUCUGAGAACAAUGUCCGUAAACGGUCUUUUAUUUUGUAGUCAGCAGCUUUAAGGUGGAGUUCCAGUUGAAGCCCUCAAGCAGUUUUCAAAGAAAUAACACUUCUUAAAUAAGGCUGCUAACUUUAGACCCGCCGCUGACCUCUGGUUAAUCGACUAAGUUUAGUUAUGAGUGAGAUGAUCAAACUCUUUUCACUUUGCCAGCACCCAUUCUCUGAGGGCUCUGAUAGGAGCAGGAAGAACAGACACUUUGUAGCGUUUCCUUUUAGAUCAAAUUUGUGGCAGUGCUUCUGGAUGCUGUAUUUUUCUGUCAGUUAGUUCAGUUUAUUCCAUACACUCAAAAGCAUGUCUCUGCUGUUUAAUAGCAAUAUUAAAGUUAAUUUCCUCCCAUUCAGCUGGUUUCAAAAGGACUGACUGAAACCUACAAUGAUGGGGCCUUAUGUGAUCUACAUUUCCAUCUGUCCUUUUAAUGGAGUCUUAAUAUAUGUAACUUAUUAAUUCAUAACUGACACUUGUACUAAAGACAGAGCUUUGGUUCUUUCUAGCAAUAUUCAAAUGGGGCUGGGUCCCCCGUUGAGCUGUACUCAUUCAAAAUACAAUGCCUAUGGAGGAUUCACCAGGUGAUUCUGUGCUUUUUAAGACCGUUUCACAUCGCCUCAGUGACUAAUGGAAAUGACUAUGUUGUAGUUUCAGACAAACCUGGCUAUCUCUAUAUAUUUCAGCUUGAUUACGCACUUUCUCUGUCAUUAGCAGAGCUUGAUGUGCUUCUGGAUUCUUGUAGAAUGAUCAUGUGGUACUUCCAAGUGUAGGAUUUUUCCUAAGAAACCAGCAGUAAUAAUAUUGCUCAGUACAAGGAAGAAAUUGCGUUAUCAAGCAUUUGUUAGAUGGCACUAUAUGCUCUUCUCUAUUCGUAACGGUUGAGAAAGCAAGACUAUCCGUUUAUUUUUGUAUGUAUUUGGAUGCACAGCUUGUCCUGUUAAAAUGUAGGAUGCAAUUAAAGCUAUAAAUGAA